AGCAGGUCAUGCUUUUGUCCACCAUUUCUAUUCGUCAGCAAUCUCUAGUUCGUUAUCUCGUUCCCUUAGCAACGGAUUUCUCCAACCACCAGCAGCUGCAACGUCUUGCCACUGGUCAUCACAAGAAUUUCACGCCGGUUAUUAGUAGAAAAUUUAGUCACUCAGCUUUCACCAUAAUGAGUUCGUCAAAACACCAACUGUCAAACAUGUACAAGGGCCUUGAGUAGAAUGUCUGGUAUGUUUCCAUGUAUUCCACACUCGACAUGUUCUCAAUAUAUUUCUUUGUUUUAACACCAUCUUUAACAUUUAGGGUAGAAUUUUUUGCUUUGGCCAUGGAACACAAGCCACUCAAUCUUGGACAGGGUAUACAAAAAUGAUUGCUUGUUUAUUGAGGCAAGUUUUACCAUAUUUUUCUUCGAUUCAAGGUUUUCCAGAUUUUGCUCCACCACAGCACGUCAUUGAUGCGUUGGCAGAUGUGUCCAAGUCAGACAAUGUUUUGUUGCAACAAUAUACCAGAGGAUAUGGUCACCCACGUCUGAUUCAAGCCCUUGCAAAACUCUACAGCCAACACAUUGGCCGAACCGUUGAUCCCUUGACUGAAAUCUUGGUUACAGGUGGUGCUUACGAAGCUUUUUUCUGCACCAUCAUGGGCUGUGUCAAUCCUGGAGAUGAAGUCAUCAUCAUUGAGCCCUUCUUUGAUUGUUAUGAGCCCAUGGUUCGCCUCGCCGGUGAAACCCCUGUCUUCAUCCCACUUCGUCCUGUAUAACAUUCGCAUUGUUUCAUUCUUAUCGUUAGCAUAGAUCUAACGUGUUUUUGUCUUAUCAAAUAGAAAGCUGGCGGAGAGGGCCAUUCCUCUGAAUGGAUGACGCAGAGCUCACGCCCAUGUUCACCGACCGCACCAAAGCCAUCAUAGUCAACACUCCAAAUAAUCCCCUGGGAAAAAUCUUUACGCAAAAGGAACUCGAAUUUAUUGGACAGUUGUGCAUCAAAUUUGACGCAUUGUGCAUCAUGGACGAAGUGUACUAGUGGCUCGUGUACGAACCUU
Messenger RNA from Daphnia pulex (common water flea), 1045 nucleotides. Its product is annotated as kynurenine aminotransferase-like. The transcript is spliced from 3 exons. The record is from RefSeq and is a predicted model, not a curated record. Bases 374 to 766 code for a protein of 130 amino acids. Gene Ontology annotation, molecular function: pyridoxal phosphate binding; L-kynurenine:2-oxoglutarate transaminase activity. Gene Ontology annotation, biological process: biosynthetic process. Lineage: Eukaryota; Metazoa; Arthropoda; Branchiopoda; Diplostraca; Daphniidae. Gene Ontology annotation, cellular component: mitochondrion; cytoplasm.